AUGCCAUCCUCUGUGUGCAGUGCAGAUUGUGGUCCUGGAUUCAGAAGAUUGUCGAAGGAGGGAAUGGCAACCUGCUGUUUUGUUUGCAGCCCCUGCCCUGAAAAUGAAAUUUCUAAUGAGACAAAUGUGGAUCAGUGUAUGAAUUGUCCAGAAUACCAGUAUGCAAAAGCACAACACAAUGCAUACAUUCAGAAAGGUGUGAUCUUUCUAACAUAUGGAGACCUCUUGGGGAUGGCUCUUGCCUUACUAGCCUUCUGUUUCUCUUCAUUCACAGCUGUGGUUCUUUGGGUCUUUGUGAAGCACAAUAACACUCCUAUUGUGAAGGCCAAUAACAGAAUCCUCAGCUACCUAUUACUCAUGUCACUCAUGUUCUGUUUACUGUGUUCCUUUUCCUUCAUUGGUCAUCUUAACAGGGCAAUGUGUAUCUUACAGCAAAUCACAUUUGGAAUUGUAUUCACGGUGACUGUUUCCACAGUUCUGACCAAAACAAUCAAUGUGGUUCUGAAUGUCAAAGUCACAGAACCUGUAAUAUGGUUGAGGAACUUCCUGGUUUCAAGAGCACCCAACUACAUUAUGCCCAUAUGUUCCUUAUUACAAUAUACUCUGUGUGCAAUCUGGCUAGCAGUUUCUCCUCCCUUUGUUGACAUUGAUGAACACUCUGUGCAUGGCCACAACACAAGUGUGUGCAACAAGGGCUCAGUUACUGCAUUCUACUGUGUCCUGGGAUACUUGGCNUGCCUGGCCCUUGGAAGCUUCACUGUGGCUUUCUUGGCCAAGAAUCUGCCUGACAGAUUCAAUGAAGCCAAGUUGUUUACAUUCAGCAUGCUAGUGUUCUGCAGUGUCUGGGUCACCUUCCUUCCUGUUCACCAUAGCACCAAGGGCAAGGUCAUGGUGGCUGUGGAGAUCUUCUCCAUCUUGGCAUCCAGUGCAGGGAUGCUUGGAUGCAUCUUUGCACUCAAGAUCUACAUCCUUUUAAUAUGACCAGACAGAAAUUCUAUUGAAAGGGUAAGAGAUAAAUCAUCUUCAAGAGUUAAGGAAAAAAUUCUCUCUGAACACAUAUAUUAUGGAUUGUAA
Messenger RNA from Mus pahari (shrew mouse), 1074 nucleotides. RefSeq names its product vomeronasal type-2 receptor 116-like. Gene Ontology annotation, molecular function: G protein-coupled receptor activity. The transcript has 3 exons. Gene Ontology annotation, biological process: G protein-coupled receptor signaling pathway. The record is from RefSeq and is a predicted model, not a curated record. Lineage: Eukaryota; Metazoa; Chordata; Mammalia; Rodentia; Muridae. The annotation marks the transcript as partial. Gene Ontology annotation, cellular component: membrane.